Messenger RNA from Strongyloides ratti, 192 nucleotides. RefSeq names its product 60S ribosomal protein L29. Gene Ontology annotation, cellular component: ribosome; cytosolic large ribosomal subunit. Gene Ontology annotation, biological process: cytoplasmic translation. Gene Ontology annotation, molecular function: structural constituent of ribosome. Lineage: Eukaryota; Metazoa; Nematoda; Chromadorea; Rhabditida; Strongyloididae. The coding region runs from base 1 to 192 and encodes 63 amino acids. The record is from RefSeq and is a predicted model, not a curated record. The transcript is spliced from 2 exons.
AUGGCUAAGUCUAAGAAUCAUACUUCCCACAACCAAAACCGUAAGGAUCACCGUAAUGGAAUUAAAAAACCUCUUAAACAGAGAUACAUCUCUAUGAAAGGUGUUGACCCAAAGUACCUUAAGAACUUACGUUACACUCAAAAGGCUAACCUUAAACUUAAAAUGGAAGCUAAAAAAGCAGGCAAAAAAUAA